AUGGCUACUUCAUCAAUUGCUAAUAAAGUUAAUAGUUCACUAGGACGAACUAUUAAAACUGUAACUGUUGCUGCUGAAACGAAUCAUCAAGUUAUUAUUGUUGAUCAAAAACAAGAAUUUCUUGAUAAUAGUCUAAAUAUAAUACAAACAAGUUUAAAACGUGUUAUUAAAAAAAAAUUUGAAAAAGAUCAACAACGUGGAGAAAAAUAUUUAAAUGAUGUUACUAGUCGAAUUAAAACAAGUACAAAUGUUAAUGAUGCUGUACAAUCAACAGAUAUUGUUAUUGAAGCAAUUGUUGAAAAUCUUGAAAUCAAACAAAAAUUAUUUAAACAAAUUGAUCAAGCUGCACCAAAACAUACGAUUUUUACAAGUAAUACAUCAUCAUUACCAAUUACUGAUAUUGCUAAAGAUGUUCAACGAAAAGAUAAAUUUGGUGGCUUACAUUUCUUUAACCCAGUACCGGUUAUGAAAUUACUCGAAGUUAUUCGUAUAUCAGCAACAAGUGAUGAAACAUUUCAAACAUUAUUAACUUUUGGUAAAGCAUUAGGUAAAACAACUGUAUCAUGCAAGGAUACACCAGGCUUCAUUGUUAAUCGUUUAUUAGUACCGUAUCUUCUUGAAGCAGUUCGAAUGAUCGAACGUGGUGAUGCUACAGCUGAAGAUAUUGAUACAGCUAUGAAAUUAGGUGCUGGUUAUCCAAUGGGACCCAUUGAAUUAUUAGAUUAUGUAGGUUUAGAUACAUCAAAAUAUAUUGUUGAUGGAUGGAAAAAACGUUAUCCUAAUGAACCAUCAUUUAAAACAAGUGAAUUAUUAAAUAAAAUUGUUAGUGAAGGUAAAUUGGGCAAGAAAACUGGCGCUGGUUUUUAUAAUUAUAAAAAAUAA
Molecule: messenger RNA, 882 nt
Organism: Rotaria sp. Silwood1
Lineage: Eukaryota; Metazoa; Rotifera; Eurotatoria; Philodinida; Philodinidae
Source: the annotation of a GenBank genome assembly